This is a messenger RNA of Parasteatoda tepidariorum (common house spider), 3324 nucleotides long. RefSeq names its product POP1 ribonuclease P/MRP subunit (gene Pop1). Gene Ontology annotation, cellular component: nucleolar ribonuclease P complex; ribonuclease MRP complex. Gene Ontology annotation, biological process: tRNA 5'-leader removal. The record is from RefSeq and is a predicted model, not a curated record. NCBI's taxonomy places the organism in Eukaryota, Metazoa, Arthropoda, Arachnida, Araneae, Theridiidae.
UACUCUCAUAACAUGUGUGUUUUGUUUACUUUCUGGUUGAGUCCUGUGUUCGGAUUUCUUCGCUUGUUUUAAGAUCAAAAAUUUUAAUUAUAAAAUUUUCUAUUGCAUAGAAAUUUGAAACUUUAAUUUACAUGGGAAGAUAAUAAUCAUCAAGUUUGGACAACACCUCGGUGAUAAUAUUUAGCAUGAACAGAUACUGAUACAAAAAUUCACCUACUGUUUUCAGAAGUAAAUUGAAGAAUUGAUAGAAAAUUCUUUAUCUACAUCUGUAUCAUAAUGGAUGAAUUUUCAGGUGUGAAUGUGAUAAAAUUUGCAGAAGCUAGAGCUAGUGAAAUCGCUAGUUUGAUGAAUGAUGUCAAUCAUAUAAAAAAGAAUGCUACACAAAAGUUACCACCUCAUAUGCGUAGACGUGCUGCUAGUCAUAAUCCAAGAAGAGUUCCACGGAAGUUGAGAAAAAAUUAUUUGAUUCAGAAUCCUAAUGCUGUCUCAAAACCAAAAAAAGCUCCAAAGGAGAAGCGUAAGCUACAACAAAAGAAAAAACAUGAGAAACAAGCUAAAAAUUAUCCUGAGGAAUAUGCCAGUCGGAGUCGUCCAGGUGAAUUUUGGCUAGGAACUCAUAUUUGGCAUGCCAAAAGAUGUAAAAUGGACACUUUGUGGGGAUACAAAUUACCAAUUCACUGCAAUGAUAAAAAAUUAGGAGCUACUCACCAAGCUGCUACAAAACAUGCAAUGCUUAUGGAUUUAUCGUAUUAUUGCUGUAUCUCUUUGGAAGGACCUGAAGAUAAAUUAUUAGCAGGCUUAACAACACUUACUGAUCCUGAUUCAGGGAGUAAUUUUGGAUCAGCUAUGUAUCGUGAUGGAAUGAGAGAAGGGCAUACUGUUGUGUACCAUCCGUUCAAAUUUCCCUAUGAGGCUAUAGGACCAGUAACUUUCAUAUGGAAGCCUAUCACUGAUAUGUCUUCAGAUUCUGAAACUUCAAAAUAUUCCGCCAAACGUUCUCUUUGGAUAUGGUGCCAUCCUUCAUUUCACAAUGAGUUUGUUGAUGUGCUUGUUACGGUUUUCAAGUUUGAAGCAAUUAAAAAAGAAUCGGCUACUAAAACCGCAGAUUCAGACGAUAUAGGCAGUAACGAGAAUGUUACAUUUAGUUCUAAAGUAAAUCUUGAAAAGGUUAGACAACAUUUUUUUAAAGAAAAUAUCUUUGCGAAUAGCAAUGUACAAAUGUCUCUACUCAAAGACAAACUAGUUCGACAUCGUAUCAUUGGACCGAAUUCGCAAUCUGUUCUCACCAAUGUUUUAGAAUUGGCUGAAGUUGAGGAUGUUCAUCAGCCAAUUGAAACUGUCACAGCUGGUUCUAUUAACAAAACGAACGGCAGCAAUGACUGGUCAAUUGAUAGUGCAGCAAAAGAUAAUCAAACUUCAAAGAGUAAAUCAAAAUUGAAACAUCCUUCUGAUGAUGAUCAUUACCCUGCACCAAAAAGAAUUAAAUCUGAUUCUGUUACAUCAAAAAAUGCAGGAUGCAACUCAGACUCAAAAAACGUGAAUGUGUUAUCAUCUAAAUUGUUCGUGAACGGCGCAGAUACUGAAGCGGAUUCAAACCACGUAACUGAGUUGGCUCAUAAUGAAACGGGUGAUGGAUCUUCGAUGAAAAAACUUAUAACCUCUGAUAAAAGCAAAAAGUCUGAGAAUCAGUUGUAUGCUUUAAAAAUGCAGUGCUGGUGGAAACAAUAUUACAACAGCGAAAAAGCAAAAUCUGUGCAUAGAAAAGGAAAACAGUUGUUGGAGUAUCUGCGAAAUAUCCGUUCAGGUUAUUACAUUGCUCCGAACUCAGUUAUUGGACUUACUGUAAAGGAUCCCAGACUUAUUUUAAGUCGAAAUAAAGAUAAAUUUGUCACCACUAAAGAUGGUGAUGUUGGAAAAGAUACUGUAGAAUUAUUAACUGAAGAUAUUGCUGAUUCACCAUUGUGGAAUGGCAGCAUUCGUGAUGAGGUUACUGCAACACAAAUUCCUGAAAGUGAGAUAAAUGAUGAAAGAGCCCAAUGUAUUGUUCCUUCAGAGUCUAAUAAUCUUGGUGAUAAAGAAUCAAGAGUUCCCAUUUUACUCAUUCACCAGCCUGGAACAAAUGGUUUUGGAUCUGGCUGGGAUCUAAUUGCUCCUCUUGGUUGGAGUAUGGCUUUUUGGAUUCCAUUAGUUCUUAAUGGUGGCAGAGUUACAGGCAUCAGAGAUCUUCAUUUUGUGAAUCUAGAGAUAGGUAAACCUAGUUACCCUUUAAGUUAUCCUGACACAAAAGCUGGCAAAACAUAUGAAGAAAAACAGAGAGUGGAUGAACUCACAACUUAUUUUAAGCGACCCAAAGCUAAACGACCUAAUUUUGCAACUUUCGGCACUCCCAAUCCCUACUUUAUGCCUUGGGAUGUUCUUGUUGUAGAUUGGUUAAAAGAAUUGAAAUGCAGCAACAGUAAUAUUUUGUUCCCAUUGAACAAAGAAAACUCAUCAAAAAAUUUUAAAGUUGAAAUUUCUGAAAAAGACCCAAAAAAUUCAUUCUUUGUGUUAAGACAAAAAGAAGUGAGAUUGCUUCAAAAUUUAUGUGAGCGAUUGAGUCGAUUACCCCGUGGGAACAAAGCAAUACGAGAAAUCGAUGCCUUGAAGCAGCUUUACAAUGAAUUUGUACUAUCUAAUCUUAGUUCUGAGAAAGAACUUAAAAAUUCUUUAGUACUCAUUAGGACUAAAUGCCUAACCAGAGGUUGUCCAUCAAUACAUUCAGGUGUUUAUGCGCUUGAUGAAGAUGAUUUUAGAGAGCUGAAGUGCAAUCCUAAUUUUUUGGGCCCUAAAGAGCACAAUCAUACUAAGUCCAAAAAUGUUGAUAAAUUAAACAGUGACUGCUCAUCAGUGUCAAAAGUUUCAGGUGAUGGGCUUGUAAAUAAAGAACCUGGUGACUGUCAUAUUUCCUCCUCAUCAGUGCCAAAAGUUCAAGAUUCAGAUGAUGGACUUGUAAAAAAAUCUGAUGAAUGUCAGAUUUCCUCUGAAAAUCAGAUAGAUUCCAAAAGCUUAGAUCGACCUCUGACAGAGACUUUAAAAUCAUUCUCUUCUCGCAAAAUGAUUGGCUAUUUGUCGGAGGGUGGCUUUUCCAGCAUAUCAGGCAAAGGCUGUGGUAUUGGACACUGUAGUUUAAUUGGUUUGCUCUUUGUGAUUAGAGACUGUAUUGAUCGCCAAAUACGACCGGUAGUUCUUGUACGAGAACAACAUAGUUUUCAAUACAGAGUAUCAUCCCUUGAAAUAAUUCCAAAUUAUUUAUGAAAUGUAUGAAAUAAAUUUUUCUUACUAAAA